Messenger RNA from Phycodurus eques (leafy seadragon), 2241 nucleotides. It is a transcript of the gene cnot9, whose product is annotated as CCR4-NOT transcription complex subunit 9. Gene Ontology annotation, cellular component: CCR4-NOT complex; CCR4-NOT core complex; P-body. The coding region runs from base 324 to 1223 and encodes 299 amino acids. The record is from RefSeq and is a predicted model, not a curated record. Gene Ontology annotation, biological process: negative regulation of translation; mRNA catabolic process. The transcript has 8 exons. Lineage: Eukaryota; Metazoa; Chordata; Actinopteri; Syngnathiformes; Syngnathidae.
CACGUUUUCGUAACUAGUCUUGAUAUCUAUGGUUCUGCCUAACUCGAAACUGGAAUCCGCGUUUUUCUUUUGCAACGAUAACGCACAUUCGAAAGUCUUGUUGGUUUUGCGGUCAAGCCAAACGGGAACGCGUGCGGCGUUUUAAACUUUUAGUUGUGCCGCGUUUAGCUGUUUGUAAUGUAGUUGCAACACCAGUGUGGGAAGAAAUUAUCAGCUCGCGGCUAGCUGCGGCUAACGUUAGCGCUUAACACUUUCGUCAACUUGAACCGCACUCACUGUUGAAUUUCAAUUUUUUGGGGACUAUUCCCACUAAGAUUGUGAGAAUGCUGGCUACUGGAGCCGCUGUCACAAACGUCACAGCAUUGGCACAGGUAGACCGGGAGAAGAUUUACCAGUGGAUCAAUGAGUUGUCCAGCCCGGAGACCCGAGAGAAUGCCUUGCUCGAGCUCAGCAAGAAACGGGAGUCUGUGCCCGACCUGGCACCCAUGCUCUGGCACUCCUGUGGCACCAUCGCUGCCCUUUUGCAGGAAAUCGUGAACAUUUAUCCCUCUAUUAACCCACCGACACUGACAGCUCACCAGUCCAACAGAGUGUGCAAUGCCUUAGCGCUUCUUCAGUGUGUUGCCUCACACCCGGAAACGAGGUCGGCCUUUCUAGCAGCUCACAUCCCCCUUUUCCUUUAUCCCUUUCUGCACACGGUGAGCAAAACACGCCCGUUCGAGUACCUGCGACUUACCAGCCUCGGUGUCAUAGGUGCUUUGGUCAAAACGGACGAACAGGAAGUCAUCAACUUUCUCCUGACGACUGAAAUCAUCCCGCUGUGUCUCCGUAUUAUGGAAUCUGGGAGCGAACUCUCCAAGACGGUUGCUACUUUCAUCCUACAGAAGAUCCUGCUGGACGACACAGGGCUGGCCUACAUCUGCCAGACGUACGAGCGCUUUUCCCACGUGGCCAUGAUCCUUGGGAAAAUGGUGUUGCAGUUGUCCAAAGAGCCUUCGGCGCGUCUUCUGAAGCACGUGGUUCGAUGCUACCUCCGCCUCUCGGAUAAUCUCAGAGCCAGAGAAGCUCUGCGGCAGUGUCUGCCGGACCAGCUGAAGGACAGCACCUUCGCCCAGGUGCUGAAGGAUGACACCACUACCAAGCGCUGGCUGGCCCAGUUGGUGAAGAACCUCCAGGAGGGCCAGGUGACUGACGCCCGGGGCAUCCCGUUGGCCCCGCAGUGAUGCCGCUAGAAUUGUUUGUACUUCUGCCAAAUGUGGUGCUAAGACUGUCCACGUAGUGAAGGGCUCCAUAACAGUCGAUUUGUGUUGAUUUUGUGUAGGACGUUUUGGUCACAUUUGCUGCUGCUUCAUCUCCAUUAUCAAAAAAAUUUCAAGCCAACAUUAGUUAGAUGUAAGAUUUACAUCCACUUGUCUGAUUAUAAAAAAAAGGGGGGGGGGGGGGGGAAUAAAUUGUGGCCGCAAUACAGAUUUAACAUGCAUAUAGAAUGGUAAGUUGUGGGCACAAUAUACUAACUUGUGGCCAUUACAUAGGUACGUGUGCACGAAAUACUAAUUUGUGGCCAGGACAUACCUCGGUAUCUCAUAUGCACGCAAUACUAAUUUGUGGCCCACAAAAUGGUAGUUUGUUAUUCCCAUGAACAAUUUGGACAUCUGGGUAAUCCAAGAUAUUGGUAUACAGUGUGCACAAAAUACUCAUUUGUGGCUACGAUAUAGGUAUAACUUGCUCAUAAAAUAAUAAUUGUCAUUCCUCUGAACAGCUUGAAUGUCAGGGUAAGCCACGAAAUAGGUAUAACAUGCACACGUUAUACCUUUUCUAAAUUAGUACUUCAUGGCAACAAAUUAGCAUUUUGUUUGCAUGUUGUGGCCACAAUUGAAACCCCCCCCUCCUCCCCCCACAAUAUCAUGGCUGGGGCUCCAUAUAUAUUGGUGGGUACUCUGUGUACAUUUUGGCCACCUCUGUUUUGGGAGUCGUACGGACUAUUAAUGCGUUUUACGGUUGAAUAUUCAAAUGGUGACUUAGUUUUGUAUUAAACCAUGCUGAAAACUGUGAAUACAUUCAGUAAUGAUGUAAAUAAUAAAUGUCAACGUUUGGGUAAAUCCUACCACAUCAAAUGACUGCCAGCCCUUCCAAAAUGUUUUUGGCUCCACCCCCAACCCCUCCCCCUUGUAAUUUUCAGGAUGUAACACAUGACACUUAAGCUAUAUGAUUGUUAAUUUUCGGAUAAAUAAAACUUUGUAA